Eubalaena glacialis (North Atlantic right whale) is the source of this 1167-nucleotide messenger RNA. It is a transcript of the gene AGTR2, whose product is annotated as angiotensin II receptor type 2. Gene Ontology annotation, biological process: immune response; blood vessel diameter maintenance; inflammatory response. Lineage: Eukaryota; Metazoa; Chordata; Mammalia; Artiodactyla; Balaenidae. Gene Ontology annotation, molecular function: angiotensin type II receptor activity. The record is from RefSeq and is a predicted model, not a curated record. Bases 33 to 1121 code for a protein of 362 amino acids. Gene Ontology annotation, cellular component: membrane. The transcript has a single exon.
AAGAAUUAGGAGCUGCUGACAUUUCAAUCAAUAUGAAGGACAACUUCACCCUUGCCACCAUCAGCAAAAACAUUACCAGCAGUCUUCACGUCGGACUUGUGAACAUUUCUGGCAAUGAGUCUACCUUUAACUGCUCACAUAAGCCAUCAGAUAAGCAUUUAGAUGCAAUUCCUAUUCUCUACUACAUUAUUUUUGUGGUUGGAUUUCUUGUCAAUACUAUAGUGGUUACACUGUUUUGUUGUCAAAAGGGUCCUAAAAAGGUUUCCAGCAUUUACAUCUUCAACCUGGCUGUGGCUGACUUAUUGCUUUUGGCUACUCUUCCUCUCUGGGCAACCUAUUAUUCUUACAGAUAUGACUGGCUCUUUGGACCUGUAAUGUGCAAAGUUUUUGGUUCUUUCUUAACCCUGAACAUGUUUGCAAGCAUUUUUUUUAUCACCUGCAUGAGUGUUGAUAGGUACCAAUCUGUCAUCUACCCCUUUCUGUCUCAAAGAAGAAAUCCCUGGCAAGCAUCUUAUAUAGUUCCACUUGUUUGGUGUAUGGCCUGUCUGUCCUCAUUGCCGACAUUUUACUUCCGAGAUGUCAGAACAAUUGAAUAUUUAGGAGUGAAUGCUUGCAUCAUGGCUUUCCCACCUGAGAAAUAUGCCCAAUGGUCAGCUGGGAUUGCCUUAAUGAAAAAUAUUCUUGGUUUUAUUAUCCCUUUAAUAUUCAUAGCAACAUGCUAUUUUGGAAUCAGAAAACACCUACUGAAGACCAAUAGCUAUGGGAAGAACAGAAUAACUCGUGACCAAGUCCUGAAGAUGGCAGCUGCUGUUGUUCUGGCGUUCAUCAUCUGUUGGCUUCCCUUCCAUGUUCUGACCUUCCUGGAUGCUCUGGCCUGGAUGGGUGUCAUUAAUAGCUGUGAAGUUAUAGCAGUCAUUGACCUGGCACUUCCUUUUGCCAUCCUCCUGGGAUUCACCAACAGCUGCAUUAAUCCCUUUUUGUAUUGUUUUGUUGGAAACCGGUUCCAACAGAAGCUCCGCCGUGUGUUUAGGGUUCCAAUUACUUGGCUCCAAGGCAAGAGAGAGAGUGUGUCAUGCCGAAAAAGCAGUUCCCUUAGAGAAAUGGAGACCUUUGUGUCUUAAACAUGAGAGUGGAAUGCAUGUUAUCAACAUGGUUACUUGGUUUGAG